AUGCUUACGUGUAGUAUUAUUUGUAUAUUAUUGGGAAUUUACUCCGCAUCUACGUCGAAAGUCGAUGUAUCACUAAAUUUGUCUAGACCCAGCUCGAUUCACUUCACGGUAGAAUCUAAGCCUGAUUCCAACUAUCUUCGCCUAAUAUUCUACCCAAAUGAGCAUUACAGAAUCGCAACCAUUGUAGAUAGCGCAACAUUUGUUUGGAAAAGACAAGAAGAUUGUGUUUUAGAGAGUGUAGAUGUGUACUAUAAAAAAUACGCUCCUCAGAUAUUAACGCUAAAUUUCCUUAAAUUUGGUACCAGAUAUUCCGAACAUUAUGGGAAAGACAUAUCAAAGUUCAUCAGAAUCGAAAAGUACCUUUUUGAACUAGUAGCCUUCCUGGAGAACGUCAUGGACCUAAACCUUUAUCUCGACCUGGAUAGAGGUUUUACGUACGCACAUUUUCAAUGGAGGGAAACAGAGCUUGAAGGAAAAGAGUUUAUUGAGUUCUAUCCCAAAAAGAACGUGGAGGUAGUCAAAUUGACCUGUGGAGAUGUUACUUUAAUUGACAAAUCCGAGGGGCAGAGUUUGAAAAAGAUAAUACGCCGUCAAGUGAAACAGGGCGAAGAAAUGGUUCAAGUGGUGAUCAGAAGCGAAACUUGCGGAACGUACACCGAAUGCUUUUACAGGCAACAGAAUAAAAUGGAGCACGUGACCAUGUCAAGGUUUAAGAGGUUGUGCGAGUCUCUGCCCAAAAUUCUUGACAAGACGGUACCGACCCUGUCACAUUUCCCAGAUAUGCAUGAAAAACUCCCGGCAGGUCACGUGUCGGACGAUGAAGAAGAGUCUAAGGAAGAGAAAAGCAAUUCAGAUGACUCCUCCCAGCAAGUACCGACAAAGUCGAAUCCACCGAGCAUGAGUGAAGCCGUACAUCACGAAAUUGAAAAAAGGUACAACGAUGACGGAACCCCUAAGUCGUCUCCGACCCAAAGUCCUAAAAAGCCACUCGUCGAUGUAAUCAAGAAGCAGAUUGAAAUGCGCACUCAAUACUCACAAGACCAAGAUAGAGCGAGAGCGAUAGAGAGAAAAAUCAGGAAGAUACAACCGCCGAAGGGCUUGUUUAAGCUCCCAGAGUUACCGGAGAAUUUCGACGAGCUAGUUAGAUCGGAAAUACCAAAGUCGAUAGUUAGAAAUCGGGUCUUGGAGUUGGAGAAAUCCCAGAGUUCUGAGAGACCACAGCCAACUGAGGAGUCUAAUAAGCCAGUCGAGACACACCAGCCAGUUGCUAUUGAGCCAUUGCAAGAAGAAAUUACCACUGAACGACUUGACGAGUACAUGGCAAGAGAGGAGUCGAUGGGACCUAAUCCCUCGGAUCCCUUCUACGAGGCUCUAGUCAGCGAUAGCACCUAUGAAUCCUAUGAACCCUAUGAAACAGAACCGUUUUAUGAAAUUGCACCUCCAAAUUAUUUGCCAGAAGAUCCGGCGUCAAAGCAGAAACCAGAACCUCAAGUUCCAAAAAAACGCAGUACCUCUAAAAAGAGAUCCAAAAAACAUUCGGGAAAACAGAAUGAACAUUGUGAGCACGUGGUUUUGGAAGAGUCACUCAUAGUGCCCACAGACAUUGAGAAGAUUCCAGAAUCCUAUUUUGAGAUAACGAUUGAGUAUGAACCGGAAGAAUCCGGGUCAACUGACUCUGUAAAAGAACACUCAGGCCAAGAGGAGCAGGACGACGCUGAGGUAGAAGAUCAGGAGUCCCUGGAAGAGGACCGGAAAGUCGAAGAUUGCGUUGAUGAUGAGUUGAGACGCUACCAGUUCGUAGACGUUGCGUUGAAUGAUCACCAACCUCUUGAGUCUGAGGUAAAUGCACAAGAAGCCCUGGAAGAGGAGUUGAAUGAGCUAGACUUCAUUGAUGAUUUUUUGAAAGAAGAAUACGUAGAGGAAGAGCGCGAUGAGAAUUUUGAAGUCAAAGAAUUCCUGGUAGGUGAGUCAAAAGGAGAAGACGAACACAACGGGUUUGCACAGGACUAUUUAACGCAACCACUGCCUGAUUCAGAAGGGCGGGAGAGUGUAACGGAGACGGAAGUUGACUACCAUGAGUUGGGAACAGUCGAAGACGUGUACAAGGCAGUGUCCGCAGACUGCGACUGUGAGCCGACGAAAGCAGUGGACGAGUACCCGCACGUCCUGGAGGCGAUCACAAGUGAAGCGGAGCCGAGCUUCGAGGAGGAGAUUGAGGAAAUCAGACAGGAACCAGCACGGGAGGGCCAGUGGGCGGACUCAGUGGAGAUCACGCUGUACCUGGACGCGGACGACGACAAGGAGCUCUUCCAAGUCUACAAGCAGGAACGCAAAAACGGGCUCUCGCUGAAGCUCUACAGACCGAAGUUUAAGCUGGUCGCAGUGAAGAACACGCUCCCGCUCUGGGUGGCUGACAUGGUCGAAGUGGAGUGCGUCGACGCGAAGCUGCACAAGUACUUAGACGACCCGUGCGCACUGAGGCUCAACAUCGAGAACGCGGACGGCACGAGGACCGUGCGCUUCUACGACCCGGGCAGGUACGCGGAGAUCAGCGAGGAGGAGUACUCGAAGCUGGUCUACGAUCUCUCGAGGAAGGCCGAGAGUUCGGAACCCAAGGGCGUCGCGCUCAACCUCGACUACCCGGAGCAGCUGCACUUGCACGCGACGCUGAUCUACAGCGAGUCGAAAGCGCCGUACAUGAAGUACGCUGCGCACAGCGGCUACGCCUUCACCUCGGUGUACCUGAAACAGAAGCUGGUUUGGAAGGCGAGCCCGGAGUACCCCUUCGCAGACACGGCCACCUACUACACUCACCUGGGCAUGCCCGCGUACCUCGUGCUGAACAUUCCCGAGACCUCGAUGUUCAUCAAGGAGGUCACAGUCGACCUCGUGACGCGGAAAAUGGUGCCGAACCUGAGUGAGCUUCAGCUGAAGACGCUCCUCAACACAGGAGAGCCGGACCAGCGUCUCAUCUUUAACCUUGCGGAUCCCAUAAGCACUGAGCUCUUCAGGGUCUCGAAGGUGCUCUACAAGGGCUUCAUGGUCCGGAACUUCGACGCGGGCCCGCGCAAAGUGACCAUGAUCUACGACGGGACCGAGCUCGUGACACCCACCAACAUCGUGCCCUUCCGCUACUUCAAGGUCUACUACUUCAAGAACCUGCCGGUCAUGAUCCUCACGGACCCGUGCCUGGACCCAGCCUACUUCAGGCGCAAGCCCUCGGGGUGGAUCGGCUCCGGCCUCGUCAACCUCAACGGGGACCUGGACUCCCUGAGGCUGGAGCUGGAGGACACCUCGCUCUACCCGCGCACCUUCAUCUCCCUCGACUACGACAUGGGCGGGGACAAGAACUUCCUAGUGGAGACUGGGCUGCGCAGACUCGUGCCCUACAGGAGCUUCGUGCCCGUGAUGGGCAACAUCAUCUCCAACAUCUACUGCGGCCGCGGAUUCGUGCUUCUCCAGAGGGAGCGCAAGACCUCCGCCGGCGUCACCUUCUUCCUCAAGGACAGCGCCCCGUACAAGGCAGAGCUUCUGAUCAACGCCCGAGCCGGUCUGAAGAAAAUGGUCUUCAAGGUCCUGGAGCACGAGUCCAGGGAGUGGACUCAGGUCGACGAGUCGGUGUUCCUCACUUACUAG
Messenger RNA from Theileria orientalis strain Shintoku, 3636 nucleotides. RefSeq lists its product as hypothetical. NCBI's taxonomy places the organism in Eukaryota, Apicomplexa, Aconoidasida, Piroplasmida, Theileriidae. The transcript has a single exon. Bases 1 to 3636 code for a protein of 1211 amino acids. The record is from RefSeq and is a predicted model, not a curated record.